CCCAUUCAUAAUGUCUUUGCGGUAUCCCGAUGAUAUGCUGCCAUCCGAUACUUCGAUAGAGCAGCGAAGGAUAGAAAAGUCUGUUCUGGAAAAGUACACUGAAUACGCUGAAAAACAUUCAAGUCUUAACGACUUAAAGCUAGAACGAGACGUUCAUGCAGCCUACCUUGCACGCGGCCUUAACUACCUGAGCCGAUGGAUGGUGGCGCUGGACGCGAGUAAACCCUGGCUAACAUACUGGAUAUUACACUCGCUUGAUCUUUUGGAAGUGGAAAUUUCUCAAGAGGUUAUUGAACGUGGUAUCUCUUCAAUAGUGUCAUGGCAAAUUUCUAGUGGUGGAUUUGGUGGUGGACCGGAUCAGCUUGCCCAUUUAGCCCCCACAUAUGCAGCCGUCAACUCGUUAGCUAUAUUGGGGACGAAGGAGGCCAUGAAUGUAAUUGACAGGAAAACGUUAUAUGCAUUUCUGUUGCGAAUGAAGCAACCUGAUGGUUCCUUUACCAUGCAUGAAGGAGGAGAAAUUGAUAUACGCGGCCUAUACUGCGCGUUAUCGGUGGCAGCCAUGACCAACCUUCUCACACCUGAACUCACAGCCAACUGCGUUGAUUUUAUUAAGAGAUCUCAGACAUAUGAAGGAGGAAUUGGACCCUACCCUGGCAAAGAAGCACACAAUGGCUACACCUUCUGUGGUAUAGCUGCUAUGCAAAUAUUAGGAGCUGUCGACAAGCUUGACAUGGAAGCUCUUUUGGCGUGGUGCGCUGGCCGACAAAUGAAUCUGGAAGGCGGGUUUCAGGGCCGAACAAAUAAAUUGGUGGAUGGAUGCUAUUCUUUCUGGGGAGCUGGUGAUUUCCCGAUCCUAUCUGCUGCACUGGAAGCAAAAGGAAAAGUUGCUGAAGGAGGACUGGAUUACUUAUUUGAUCGAGAGGCGUUACAACGAUACAUCUUGAUCUGCUGCCAAGAUGACCGAGGAGGAUUAGCCGAUAAACCCGGAGUUGGACCAGAUUAUUACCACACUUGUUAUUGUUUAUCCGGUCUGUCAACGGCCCAACACCAUAUCUAUUACGACAAGGCGGCGGCUGCGAAAGUAGCCGAAGCAGGCGUGGAUGUUAGCAGCGGGGGGAUUAGCUCAUUGAUGUGGGUCGCAACCUCGGACUGUGCUGUGCUGGGUGAUCCUGACAACCUAGUGGCUCCCACCCAUCCUAUCCACAACAUUACCCUCGCCAAAGCCAGAGCGAUGAUUCACCACUUUUAUGCACCUCAAUUACAGCCUAUUCAGACUCUUCUUCCAUGCGAACCGGAGAUUCCCCUUGUAGACGAGUAAUACUACUACGCUGUAAAAACACCCCCUCCCAUGGCUAAUGAUAUGCAAGCCAUGCAUAACGAAAUAAACUUGAAAAAAGAACCAACUCGCC
Messenger RNA from Umbelopsis ramanniana AG, 1409 nucleotides. RefSeq lists its product as uncharacterized. Bases 11 to 1318 code for a protein of 435 amino acids. Gene Ontology annotation, molecular function: protein farnesyltransferase activity. The transcript has 9 exons. Gene Ontology annotation, cellular component: protein farnesyltransferase complex. Gene Ontology annotation, biological process: protein farnesylation. NCBI's taxonomy places the organism in Eukaryota, Fungi, Mucoromycota, Umbelopsidomycetes, Umbelopsidales, Umbelopsidaceae. The record is from RefSeq and is a predicted model, not a curated record.